AAUAACAACAACAAUAAUAAGUUGGCUUCAACAGCCACACAGCUAGCCCUAUUUAGUGGCGAGGCUUAGAGGCAUUGGUGAUCGAGCAGGCCUUAAGGCAAUUUGCCUUUUCAAGGCAGUGAGCGAAGAUCUGGAAGACAAGAAAGUUCUUCAAGACUAUCAUCACAGAAGUUCUCCGAAAAUAACAACUACAACUAUACUAUAAAGAAGCGAACAAAAAAAAACAACAAAAACUGCUGACCCUUUUUCUCAGAGGACUCUGAUCUCCAAUUUCCAAAACCUCAUUAUACUAUUAACACUACAGCUAGACUGUAGAACUGAAUUAUUGUGUAUCAAGUUCUUCUCCAUUUAAACUAAGCGAAGAGUCAAUCUACUCUAUAUCUUUUUCAUUGAUUACACUUCUUCACUUUAUCACUGUACAAACUUAUUAAAUUACGUAAACAUACCAUAUUAUAUGAUAAUACUAAUUGUAAUAAAAACAUACUAGUCUAAAUAUAGCCAACUGUAAUAUUGAAUAAUCAUAUAGAGGAAUAUUAAGCUCUUACAUAUGGGACAACGAAUGUGAUACAUUUAGUUUUAAUAAACUUACAUGAGAGAAAAGAGCGAAAAACAAGGGUCUGAGCAAUACACGAGCCAGGACGAGUCUUUAAAUACUGCAACAAAUCAAGAUUUAUACUAAUCAAACAUAGAAAGACAACGUGAAAACCAACCGUAAGGAGCGUUUGGGAAGAUCGUAUCCGAAGACGGAAAGUCUUGCAGCUGAAACCUAAUCAAUCAGGAGCGUCUUUAAUUGUGAUAGUGGUCGACCGCUGAAGGGUUUUCGACUACCCUACAAAGAAGUAUUAGGAAGGCGUUAAGUGUUUAUUCAGGGGCCAUUGUCUGCCGAUUCGCUUAAGCGCAAUGAUGGACGCCGUUUGUCCGGUCGUGUCAGGGGUGGUCGCCGGAACAGGAGUUGGUGGAGUUGGCGCUGGGGGUUCUAGUGCAGGGGGCGGGCCUGCGCACUUUGUCGUACCGGAGGACAUGCAACACCUUGGUAUCGCGCCUAUCGGUGAUCCGCACCACGCUAGCUUUGUCAAUACGCUCAUUUAUUCUCAGGAGACAGAUGGCAUCAUUAUGGAAAGUGAUGAACUGGCUACGGAAAUUGUUGGCGAGAUCAUGCCCGUUCCUGAAACUGUUGCUCAACAUCAGGAGGUGAUUCAUAUGGACCUCGCUCGAGAUGAGUCUAGCUUGAUCAGUGGAUCUGGAGGAAAUUCAGGCGAACUGGAGGAAGGCCAUACGAUGGGCACCGAAGUGAUAUCUGAAAGCAUGGCUGGUUCUGUGGCAGUAGGCGUUGGUGGCGUGCACCAGCAUUCGGAUGAGGAUGAAGAUGUAAAAUCUGGAAUUGUGCUUCACGUUCAUGACAUUAAGCAAGAAUUGCCAGGUUGCGGUCCUGAGGAAGAAGCGGCUGUUGGCGUUUCGGAAGAGGUAGUCGUUGAUUCUUCACGAUUUUUUCUCGAAGAGGAUGGUCUUGAUACGCCGCCGGUCGAGACAGAAAAUGAACAAGUCAUAACGGCUGAUGACGAAGAUGAUGGCGGUAUCCAUGUGGGAAUGCAACACCACCAUCACCUAGACCAGCACCAGCAGGUUGGACAGGUGCAGCAUCUGCAUACAAGACACCGGGGUGGUCGGUCGCACAGCGGUCGUCACAGCAACCACGCACGAGGCUAUCACGAAGAUGCUGAAGUAGAUAGUGAAGAGGCAGCGGUAGCUGAACCUGGUUUAGAAAUGGGCGAGGAAAUUGUCGAAGACGUUGAAAUGUCGACGAAUGCUCUAGUAAUCGCUUCCAGCGAAAUGGGCAUCGCCAGGGGUAGAGGUCGCACGAGAGACCAGGCAGGUGCUAGCAGCCGAGGAGGUCAACUCGGCGCCAAUUAUCAAAGUGAUACACAACCGCAUUUCCUUGGAGCGCACCGGGAUAACCUUCAAGACGAGCAUGUGUUCCACGAUCAGGAACAAGCUGUAACAUCAGGAUACUCAUGUAUGGAAUGCGGAGCGGUCCUGAAAUCUAAGGCUGCUGCUAAAAAGCACUUGAUUCAAGUACACAAUUACCAGUGCACCUCUAAGCGAAAACAUCUUCGACAACAACAACAGCAACAGCAGCAAAUGGAAACGCAGAUGCAACAGCUGCAGUAUAAUACCCAGGCCGCGUCAUCGGCAUUAGCUUUGUCAGUUGGAGGAGCGCCUACAUCCUUGGUCGUUAGCGGAUUGGAUGACGUCCAAACAGGCCUCUCGAAUAUUCCCCAAAUGUACCAAUGUCCUUCCUGUGCGUAUUCGACUACGCGAAGAGACAAGUUAGACAAGCAUGUCAUGAAGCAUGUUUUGCAGGAUGGCUAUCAUCCUUGCGGAAAAAAGCGUCACCGGCCGGAAGCUCCACCGCAGAGACAUCGCCAUAAUGCUGAAGAAUAUCAUUGUCCGUAUUGUUCCUACGGCUGUACCGUUUAUAAGGCACUUCGAAAACAUAAAAAACUCCACUUGCAGGGCAAGGCACUCGUUGGGGCAGUGAAGUUAUCUUGUAAAGUUUGCGGAAAAGAUCGAAACUCCGAGGAAGAAAUGGCCCGACACAUGCGAAAACAUCGGCAGGGGGAUAACUUCGUUUGUGACAUUUGCGGCUUCACAUCUAUUCAGCUUAAAAAAAUCAUUCAGCAUCGGCGAAUGCACACGGGAGAGAAACCCCAUCUUUGUCCGCACUGUAGUUACCGGUCAGCACGUCGAGACAACCUUCGAUCACAUGUGCGUCGCAUGCAUAAACGGGACAACAUGUAUAUCGAUACAUUUAACCCGAGUAACGCUCCAGACUCCGGACUCCCGCAAACAUAGUAAAAACGCCGAAACUUUUUGGAUAAGGUCGCCAUUGCCAGCACUCCCAUGGCUGGAGGUUGUAUAAAUAACUCUCGUAUUUUAAACUGAAGUUCGUUUCGAAAUUAGUCCAUCGUUGUAAUUGGAAUGCUGGCUGGCGCACAUCGGUGAUUGGGCAUUUAUUACGACAUCAGCGAAGAACCUAAGGGCAAACCGGAAACAGUCUGGAUGUGUUGUAUAACGUUAAUGGAACAGCUUUCUAUGUGCACAGACAGGGCUCGUUACAGCAAUCCAUCAAGUGAGAUUGCUGCCAAAUGGGUGGAAAUGACCCCCCUGAAUCGAGUCUGCAAGAGACCUGGGUCAGCCGAAAUAAAAUAUUACUGUGCUUGCAGAGUUUAUGUACGAGGGGAGUUACUAAGUGGAAGGUGCCCUUUUGUGUAAUACUGUAUUAUAUAUAUUUAAUAUUAAUAAAAAAUAUAUGUAUAUGUUUUCAA
Molecule: messenger RNA, 3326 nt
Organism: Varroa destructor (honeybee mite)
Lineage: Eukaryota; Metazoa; Arthropoda; Arachnida; Mesostigmata; Varroidae
Source: RefSeq, a predicted model, not a curated record